Puccinia graminis f. sp. tritici CRL 75-36-700-3 is the source of this 2754-nucleotide messenger RNA. RefSeq lists its product as uncharacterized. Gene Ontology annotation, biological process: regulation of DNA-templated transcription; DNA-templated transcription. The transcript is spliced from 11 exons. The record is from RefSeq and is a predicted model, not a curated record. Gene Ontology annotation, molecular function: zinc ion binding; DNA-binding transcription factor activity, RNA polymerase II-specific; DNA binding. NCBI's taxonomy places the organism in Eukaryota, Fungi, Basidiomycota, Pucciniomycetes, Pucciniales, Pucciniaceae. Bases 1 to 2754 code for a protein of 917 amino acids.
AUGGACUCAAUCAUCAAGUCAGAGUCUGUUUACCCCGCGUUCAGCGAACCUAAGAUUCCGACUACCACCAAUCUGCCUACCCCUCCGAAGCGUCGGCCCCGUCAUCGAUUGAGUUGCGCCGAGUGUCGGCGAUUGAAGCUCAAGUGCGAUCGGACCUGGCCGUGUUCAUCAUGUACCAAACGUGGCUGCGCGCGCAUUUGUCCCGAUGGAACUCUUCAAUCUAAAGUCCGCACCAAGGACACCUCCGUCCUGCUCGCAAGAAUCUCCGAGUUGGAGAAUCUGUUGCAACGGCAAGAUCAUCAACUUCGCCUCAGCUGCUCCAAUGAUCGGCCCGGCGAGCACCAGUCUACCUCUCAACCCUCAUCCUCAGAGUAUGCGCCCAUGGGUAUCGUCGGAUCAUCAUCAGAACAACCACAGGAUACUCAUGUGCUAGCUUUGAUCGACGGUAUUGGAACUCUGAACGUUAGUGAUGAUGGCCGGUCUCGCUUCCUUGGGUUGAGUGCAAGUAGUGCUUUCUUUGAUGGGGAUUGGUCCGAUUGUGACUCUCUCUCCUCCACACCCGGUACCUCAGAGGAUCCCAAUGAGACGUCAGACUCUCCAUCCCCGUUCACAUUUCAGGCUCUGCUGGGUCGCCCGGCCUUGGAUCCAAACCAACUCAAGACAUACUUACCCGAGCGACACGAGGCCGAGCGAGCUUGGGCACGCUUCUCGAUGAAAUGUACGAUGAGCAUCGCAACGAAAUCUGUAUCGGAAGAUUGGCAUUAUUAUACUCCAUAUUGCACUUCCCUGAGCGUUUUGUUCGACCCCACUGUCCAGGCCUUGCACCCCGAUGCACGCAAGUGGCAUGAUGCAGCUGAAACCUGUCUGAGGUCGACUGACUACCUCGCUAGCCCCAGUCUUGCGAUUGUACAGGCUAUCCAUGCCAUGGGUACCUACGUCAUGAAUUCGCGCGCCGAUGGAGCCGAAACCUUUUGGCCGGUGCUAGGAACCGCUAUGCGCCUCUGCCAAUCCAUGGGGCUUCACCGCGAUGGCUCCAAUUGGGGGUUGCAGUCAUCUGAAUUGGAAUCCAGGCGUCGAACGUUCCACGAAAUUUUAUCCAUGGAUCGAUUACAGAGUCUCGUUCUGGGUCGUCCUUAUGCCAUUAGUGACAAGCAUUUCGAUACUUCGAUCCCACGAUUUGACCUCAACCAACCAACAGAAAGCCACGAACCAAAUGUAGACUUUCAUGUUGCCAAGUGGCGCUUUUCAUCUUACAUUGGACGCGUCGUAGAUGACGCGUUUAGCGUAUCCCCACCCUCGUUGGCCGUUGUCAAUCGGCUGGAUGAAGAAUUGAGACAGUUCGAUCGCGCUUUAUCACCCAAGUUGAAAUGCUCAAACACGCCUCCGAUCUGCCAAGGCCCCUCCUGGUGCGAUAUGAACCCAGUUGAGAGGAAGUCAGGAUCAGAUGGUUCAAUUGACCUUCAGUUGACCAUGCAGCAGCAUUUUAUGACUGCAUUGCAGAAUACAACUCUCCUGUUUUUGCAUCGGCGGGCUUUUGCACUGGCAUUAUCUGAAGCUACGGCCGAGCCAUUGAACUCUCCAUUCUCCAAAAGCGUACUCUCGGUGAUCAUCGAAUCGUCCAGGAAUCUAGUCAGUGUCGCCCAGGCUGCUCAGGCCCUUUACCCGGAACUCGCCAACCGCUGGUGGUAUCUGUUUUGCCAUGCAUACAAUGGUGCGACAUGCGUGGUCACUCUGCUCAUCAAAUCUCCCGGAUGCAUCCUAGGCAAACAUGCUUGGUCAACUCUAGCCACCGCCAUGUCAGUUUUCAGUACAGCUGCUCAGUUUGGUCCGAUCUGUCGGGACCUGUUCAACCGCUUAAGUCGAUUACACAAACAAGCCAUGUCCGCCUUGAGCGCCGACCUUCUGCCCAACCCUCAUCAAAGCCUCUCUAUGCAUUCAUAUCACCCAAAUCAGACACUCGUAUCCCCCAACACAAGCAAGAUGGGCGAAGGGUCGAUGGCUUUGGCACACUACUUGGAAUCAUCUAACCCAUAUCUGCAUCAUAACUCUAGCGAUUUCCCGUGUGAAUUGGGGGCAUCAACUCGCUUGACUCGCAAGAACCGAACCCAAAGCGUCUCAAAUUCUUCAGUCGCCUCUGGUAGGGUUUCUUCAUUGACCUCUUCGUGUCGGUCAAGAGGAACCUCUUUUGGAUCGACCGGUCCCAACGAAGGACCAUCGGCUCCCUCCACUAUCGGAAUAGCCGCCAACGGAUCCCAAGGAUUGGGGUCGAAUCGGAAUGGUUCGAGUCGUAGUCCCAAUGAUAAUAAUGGUAUGAAUAGUACACUCACUACUUCAUUUAAUAUGUCUUCAUGGGCAGGCUUGGUAAAUUCCCCGCGAGAUGAAUUUGAUGAAGAGGAGUCUAACGAGCCGCCGUGUUGGGAAAACCUGAGUAUCGAGCCAACCGACGAAGCCUUCAACACACCGAUCUUUGGUGUCUCCCAUUCCCAAUCGAACCACUACUUUGAAGGCUUUACCGAACACUUCCACCCCCCAAUGGUCCUUCCAUCCAACGAUGCCAUGCUCUCACCUGGACCAUCGAACUAUAGCGGGAUUUAUGGACCGAUGCCCAAUCCAAGCUCGUUCGACAAUAAUCCGAAUCAUCCGCCAGUCUCUUCCAACCAUAACCAACAACAGGACACUAGUGCUACAACUGAAGGGAUGACGAGUCCGAUCAACACUCAGUUUGAUCUUCUGGACACUUUUUUAACUUGGUGA